GUACAGUAUCAAUUCAAAUAGUUUUUAAGCUGGCUAAGACCCCAGGAGUUGUAUGACAGUGUGACUUGACACAGACUCCUGCCUCGCACAGUAGCAGGCUAGCCGUCUGAAAGAAAUGUAUGCGCGGACGUCUUUUCGAGAGCGCUUUGAGGCGGUGCUCGUCGUAGCCCUCUUGGUCCCUUUCUAUUUUCUGGGGCAGCUCGCACGAACGCACUGUGACCACUCUCAGACGCCCGCACCCAGCCUGCUAAUCACGCGCUUGGCCGGAGGCUGGCCCUGUGAUGCCAGCAACCUGACCAAGCUGGUCCUGGUACUUCGGAAUGUGCAUGUGUGUGUUUAUGACGAGCUCACACAGCGCGGAGCCCAAGCUUUUAUCAGUGCCAACUUUGCGUUUGCUUUUGGAAGAGCUCUGGCGGCCCAUUUCCUUCCGGCAAGAAUCUAUGAACAGGUUGUGGCACCGGCCGUGAUCUACUUCAGCCGCGUGUCUUCAGUGGCUGGAGUGCUUUUCAUGGGCCCAACUGCGGAACCGUCGUCAAUAUCAUUGAUGUUAUUCUCAGACCACAUCGCGACAGACUUCCUACAAGUGCUGCUAUUCGUGACCCUCCUCGGCACUUGGGUCGUGGACGCGCGCGUGGAGCUGGCUGCGGUCCUGCUCGAGGCAGCGUGCGCGCUCACCUGCCUGUCCUGGCACGGCGCCAAGGUGCCGGGCGGGUCGCCGCACCCGGCCGCGCUGCUGGCGGGGCGCGCGCUGGUGCCGCUGGUGAACCUCAGCCUGGCGUACGCGGCGGGAAGGUGGAGGCCGGGCGGACUGGGCACAGGCAGGCGAGGCGGCGGAAGCGCACUCGCCCUGGACAAGUGCAUCAGCAUGCGCGCCAGUGGCGCUGCAGGUGGCAGUAGCAGCAAGGGCAAGGGCAAGGGGGAGGACAUGGGAGCGGGCCCCGUGGAAGAGUGCGCAGGAGACGGCGAUAUGAGCCUGGGCCUAAGCCUGAUGCCGCCAGCGGAGCAGGGCGCAGCAGCCGGUACAGGCCAUGAUUGGAGCCGGCACAAGGUCAAGAGCGAGGCGGCAGUCUCCCACAAGGAUCGCGCCGACGGUGAUGAGGGGAUAUGCCUCGCGCUGACAGAGGAGGCUGACACCCACGGUGCUGCGGCGGCACCUGAAGGCAGCACCUGCACACGCACCCGCAGCAACACUGCGGAGUUGCAGCUGUUGUCGCUGCCGUCUGGGUUGCUGUUGCAAGGAGGCUCGACGUCAAAUACGGAGACUAUUGGUCAGCACACCCAGCCCUCGCAGGCGCAAUGCCAAUCCCUCCCAUGGGACGCCCAGUCACUAGGGGCUGGGGGAGAAGCGGCAGCGGCGGGAACGCACAGCUCUUCAGCCUGCGGCACCACGGAUGGAGUGCAUGCCGCAGUGGGUCCCCAGGCCGACAGCAGCACCAGCACCAGCAGCACCAGCACCAGCAGCAGGAGGCAGGCGCAAGGGCGGCCAUCGUACGCGCUGCUACGGGCGCCACCCUACCGCGCCUUUGUGCGGCACGUGACAACCUAUCACAAGAUCCCCUGGGCCGAGCCGGAGGACAUCACGCCGGGCUUUGAGGAGCGGCUGGCGGCGCUGUGUGCGGCACGCGGCCGGGUGCUGACGGGCGUAUACGUGCGCGCAGGCUGCAUUGAGCUGACGCUGACCCUGGUGCACCGUGCGGGUCGGUGCGGGGACGCAGCCGGCGCGCACGCUGACCCAGAUGCGGAAUUUUGCGCCAAGGAAGUUGUCGCCGCACUGGCCCUGAGCUUGCUCGCCAGCACCCCCAGAGCCCACCAUGCCAGCGGCGACCCCAGCGCUGCGGCCGACAAUGAGCGCGCCCACCCAGCUUUUGAUGUGGUGUCGGUGCAGCAGGAGUUGGUGGGCAGCGCGGCAGGCGAUGGCUCCCGCAGCCAGGCGCGUGUUGUGGCCGUGUCGCCAAGCGUGCUGCUGCUGACGCCUGCAGACGCGGCUGCCAACUCGGCUGCAGUCCUGCGCGUCCGUGUGGCUUUCGGUGGCAGCACUGGACCGGCCACAGCAUCCAACGUGGCGGUGCGCAACACGGGCGGCUAUCUGCAGACACGUGUGACAGCUCAGAAGCAGGGCGUGACCAAGUCCGGGUCUGAGGAGUGGGAGUAUGCUAUUGAGCUCCUGGAGGCGCCGCCGCACCCACAGCUGCUGACGGUGCAGCUCGCGUUCCCAGCAGCAGCGGCGGGGGCUGCGGCCGAAGUCAGCGCUGCCGCAGCCACUCCCAGCCCGUACGUGCAGUGGCUGUCGGUGCCGGUGCUCGCGGUGGACGACGCCGCGGUAGCCGCCGAGCUGAGCGCAGCACUGCAGCUGCUGCAGAUCUCUGAGGCAGGCGCGGAGGAGGGCGCGGCGGCGGAGUGGGCCCAUCCGCUGCUGUGCGACCUGGGUCUGUGGCUGGCGUCCGCCGCAGCCUCGGGCGCUGCCGGUUGCUCCGAGGCCGUGCGCCGCCUGCCUGCAGAGUGGGUGUCGGAGCUGGGCGCGUGCCUGCUUGCGUACACUGAGGGCGCGGGUCUGGUGGCCACCGCCGCCCGAAUCCGCGCGGACACACAGCGGCUAGCUGCCCUGCCAGCAGUCGCAGAGGCACAGCGCCUAGCGGCCCUGCCAGCAGACGUAGAGGCACAGCGGCUAGCUGCCCUGCCAGCAGUCGCAGAAGCAAGUGCAGCCAAGGAGAGCCCACGGGUGGCCGAUGAUGACGCAGCGGUCGACACGUGCCAACAUGCAGCAGCAAGCACCAGCGGCUCCGCUGCUGCUGCCAUGGCUUGGCAGGAGGCCAGCACCAAUGCAUUGCGCCAACGCUGCAAGGGCAGCAGUCGCGGCAAGUGCGCCAGCAAGGGCGCUGGAUGCAGCGGCAAGGAGGAGGAGAGCAGCAGCCGUGCUGGUGGCGGCAGCGACUGCAGCCCGGAUGGAUUGCAGCAGUACACACAGGCAUGGAUUGUGGCCAUGUGCUUCACCUGCCAAAUUGUGGAGUGCCUGGUGGCCCUGAGCUUCGCUGUGCGGGGCAUGAGGGCCGGACAGCCGCUGUGGAGUGCUGCGAGCGCCGUGGUCUACACGGGACUCGGCGUUGGGGUCGUGACAACGCUAGCCGGGCUGUGGAUGACGCCGCGAGCCUGGUCACGCCUGGCGCUGGCUGCUCGGCUGCCUCGCUUCCUAGGCUUUAUGAUUGGCAAGGCACUGGUCUCUUUCGGCGCGCUGCCGCCACCAGCCGGAGCUGAUACGUACGGGGGCGGCCCCGGCAUUCUGCUGCUCGAGGGCGUCAUCCUGCCCAGCGGCUGCCUUCUGCCGCCGCGCACUGCCCUGGCGAUGAGCUGCCUGAAGCUGCCACUCAACAUAAUGUCAGGGCUGGUUGUGGGCGCGUUUACGAACCUCUUGCCGGCGGUGCUGAUGGCGCUGGCAGUGGAGGCACUGGCGAUGGGCACCACCCUGGCAUGCCACGGCUACGUGCGCCGCCACUACAUGCGCCUGCGCUGGCAAUGAUUGUCCGCCGUGUGACACCAACACUGCAGUGCACGGCAGCCACUGUAUCCUAUAGGGGGACGUGCAUGUGCAUGAGGGGCGGGCCACUUACUGGUCAACGCUGUUACUGAUGGGGGGAUGCUUGCUACUGAUGUGCGCCCGGUUGCAGUGCUCCAUACUUGGCCAGCUCCUGCCGCGUGGAUGAUGUUGUACCUCGGUGAUCUGCUGUUGUUUCUCAUGCCAUGCUAUGAGCGGGCACUGUUCCUUAACGCUGCUGUCCAUGCCCGCUGCUAGGAUGUACUGAUACAAUUGCUGCUGAAUGUGAUAGCUGGUGACGCCGCGGCGGUGUUGGAAAGCAAGGGCGGAACCACAAAGCCGGCACGUAAAGGUCAAUGCGUUCGCCUUCGAUGUCGCUGCGGGCAUGAACGGUACGCACUUACGCACCGCAGAGCCAUGCAACGGUUAAGUUAACGACAUUAAGGGAUGAGCAUGAGCAUGAGCAUUUACAUGGGUUCGAGUCCAUGUGGCCCCACUACGGUAUUCCUUUGAGUCCGGGGGCGCAAUAAGUGAACAGGCAUAUGGCCUAGAUCAAGGGAUGCGUCAAGUUGGAUGCAUUAGCACGAAACAGUCGAGUGCAACAAUAUGGUUUACGUGAGGUCAUCAUGUGUAGCUGAUGAGCGGUUGUGUGCCAGGUGCCCGUGUCAUUUUACAGUGCCCUCCAUGGGUGCGACAUUGUGGUGGCACGCCGGGAAUGCAGAACGCGUAGUCGCGUUACUCACGUAUUCAUCCUUUUAACAUCGUUCGCA
Chlamydomonas reinhardtii is the source of this 4299-nucleotide messenger RNA. RefSeq lists its product as uncharacterized. Bases 116 to 3514 code for a protein of 1132 amino acids. The record is from RefSeq and is a predicted model, not a curated record. NCBI's taxonomy places the organism in Eukaryota, Viridiplantae, Chlorophyta, Chlorophyceae, Chlamydomonadales, Chlamydomonadaceae. The transcript is spliced from 7 exons.